This is a messenger RNA of Melanotaenia boesemani (Boeseman's rainbowfish), 5729 nucleotides long. It is a transcript of the gene mapk10, whose product is annotated as mitogen-activated protein kinase 10. The transcript has 14 exons. Gene Ontology annotation, molecular function: JUN kinase activity; ATP binding. The record is from RefSeq and is a predicted model, not a curated record. The coding region runs from base 462 to 1775 and encodes 437 amino acids. NCBI's taxonomy places the organism in Eukaryota, Metazoa, Chordata, Actinopteri, Atheriniformes, Melanotaeniidae. Gene Ontology annotation, biological process: JNK cascade; protein phosphorylation. Gene Ontology annotation, cellular component: nucleus; cytoplasm.
CUUAGCUCUGGUAGGUCCAUAAUGGUACAGCCAGCAUCUUGCAGCACAAUGGUUGCAAGGUGGUGAGCUGGGGGAGAGUGAUUCAGCAUCAACAAACCGGUUCUUUUCACCUCAGCUUUUUUUUUUACUUUCUUCAUCAUCUCCUUUUUUAUUUUUUAUUUUUAUUUUUUAUUUUUUUGUAUUAUUUACCCCCUUUCGUCAUCCGUAUGAACGGCUUCAUUACGCCUUCAGCGAUGGUCGCCGCAAUGUUUCUCGUCGGGAUGUUUUGAAAAGGACUGGCACCGGACUGGGAUCGUCAUCAGCUGGCACGGAAUGGUAUUUAUGAGCAGACAUUUCUUAUAUAACUGCAGCCAACCAGUCCUGGAUGUAAAGAUAGCCUUUUGUCAGGUGUGUGUUCCUUACAGGUAAAAAAGGGUUUUGGAAAACAAGUGGAUGUUUCAUAUAUUGCCAAACAUUACAACAUGAGUAAAAGCAAAGUGGACAACCAGUUCUACAGUGUGGAAGUGGGCGACUCCACCUUCACAGUUUUAAAACGUUACCAGAAUUUAAAGCCCAUUGGCUCUGGAGCUCAGGGAAUUGUCUGUGCGGGCUAUGAUGCUGUCCUGGACAGGAAUGUAGCCAUUAAAAAGCUGAGCAGACCCUUCCAGAACCAGACCCAUGCCAAGAGGGCAUACCGGGAGUUGGUGCUCAUGAAAUGCGUCAAUCACAAAAAUAUAAUCAGUUUAUUAAAUGUCUUCACACCACAGAAAUCAUUAGAGGAAUUCCAAGAUGUGUACCUAGUGAUGGAGCUUAUGGAUGCCAACUUGUGUCAGGUGAUUCAGAUGGAGCUUGACCAUGAGAGAAUGUCCUACCUGCUCUACCAGAUGCUGUGUGGCAUCAAACAUCUGCACUCAGCCGGCAUAAUUCACAGGGAUCUCAAACCAAGCAAUAUAGUGGUGAAGUCAGAUUGCACCCUGAAGAUUCUGGACUUUGGUCUUGCCAGGACUGCAGGUACCAGUUUCAUGAUGACCCCGUAUGUGGUGACACGAUACUACAGAGCCCCAGAGGUCAUCCUGGGAAUGGGAUACAAAGAGAAUGUGGAUAUUUGGUCGGUGGGGUGCAUUAUGGGAGAAAUGGUGCGCCACAAAAUCCUUUUCCCUGGUCGGGACUACAUUGACCAGUGGAACAAGGUGAUUGAGCAGCUGGGCACACCCUCACCAGAGUUCAUGAAGAAGCUCCAACCCACAGUGAGGAACUAUGUUGAGAACCGGCCAAAGUAUGCAGGCCUCACCUUUCCCAAGCUCUUCCCCGACUGCCUUUUUCCUGCUGACUCUGAGCACAACAAACUCAAAGCAAGCCAAGCCAGAGACCUCCUGUCUAAGAUGCUGAUCAUUGACCCUGCUAAACGGAUAUCAGUGGACGAGGCCUUACAGCACCCCUACAUCAAUGUGUGGUACGAUCCAGCUGAGGUGGAGGCGAUGAAGGACAGAGAUCUCUUCCAAAUAUCCAUGCCUCCACCUCAGAUCUACGACAAGCAGCUGGAUGAACGAGAACACUCCAUUGAAGAGUGGAAAGAACUAAUCUACAAAGAGGUGAUGAACUUUGAGGAGAGAACGAAGAAUGGCGUUGUGAAGGGACAACCUUCACCUUCAGGUGCAGCCGUGAACAGCAGCGAUAGCCUCCCUCCCUCCUCCUCCAUCAACGACAUCUCCUCCAUGUCUACCGACCAGACCCUGGCCUCAGACACUGACAGCAGCCUGGAGACCUCUGCGGGACCCUUGGGGUGUUGCAGGUGACUAGCCGCCUGCCUGCGCAACCCUAUGUUCUUCCAAAGGUGAAGAACUCAAUCCAUAUGACCAACAAAAAACAUAAUAAUAGUAAAAAAAAGGAUAAAUAAAUAAUAAAAAGAAACAAAAAAAAUAGAAGAAAAAAAAAGUAAAGAUAAAAUUAAAAUAUUCUGAACAAAAAGAUGAUCUAUGGACACAGAAUCUAAAAUGAUGAAAUUUAAAGCCUGUGCAUUGUCAUUCAAAAACAGCAGUGGUAAUUAAACAGAAGUAAAUGAGCUGAGAUAUGUUAAUGAUCCUCUAGUUGCUUUGCUUAUAUAACCCCACAUAUCUUGUAUAUGGCAUCCAAACUAAAAUGACCAAGUGCUUAGACUUGCAUCUCCUGUAAAGUGCAUAUUGGCUGGCUGCUGUCCUCCUGAUUCCUUCCAGAAGCAUUUAUGCACUGAUCAUUGUGGCAAGGUGGGCGUCCAUUGUGCUCAUAAUUAUUAAAAACAAACUUUCUACUCUUUUGGUGUUCAGCUCUGAUUUAAUGAUAUUGCUGCAUUUUCAACUCGAGGCUUUCUCCCUCAUAAAACACAAUCUCAAAUGUAAGGCUGCUUAAUUUGUGUUUUUAUGUUGUAAACCUGCAGGGACAUGUAGUCGCUUUCACCUACAGCGUUGUAAAUACUGUAAUACUGUACAGCAGUAAGGGCAGAUGGAGUGGGACUGACGGCCAGUACACUGGGAUUUUUAUUUUUUAUUUAUUUUUUCUAAUUUUGCUGAACAGAGCACACCUUGCCACAUCACCAAUUUCCACCUCGGUUGCCCCUGUAUAUCGCUGUAGUCCUGCAUGAUUAGAUUUAAACAGCGCUAAUCUCUCACUGUAUGCUAAAAAGAGUCUGUAUAGAGACUUUUGUUUAUGUACCAUGUAAACUAACUCAACUCCAGACAUGUGGGGUUGUGUCUGGUCACAGUAAGACAUGUGAGCGUGUAAGUGUGUGUGUUGGUGAAGCACAGGCAAGCCAAAAAGAUUUAAUAUCAGGCUUGAGUUCAGGACUUAAGGGGUGAGUACAUGUAGAAAUACAUCAUUUUGAUUGUGCUCAGACUUCCCAAGAGGAGUCUGAUUUGUGAAUAAUUUCCCUUUUAUUUCCUUUGGCAGUGUAUGAGCAGCCCCUCCUCAACCCCAUGGGCUGACCCACAGCCCUGCAUGUCAUUGUGCACCAUUAACCCUCAUAAGCAAAGGAGGUAUAUAUUUUUUAGUGUGGUAUGACCACAAACAUACCUCUCUCUAUUUGUUUGACUCUUUAAACACUUUUUGAACAAAACAUUAGUGAUACAGUGGAGAAUUUAGACGCGGAUGAGGAGUGUUAACUUCGUAGCAAAGAUUUCUUGAUCAGUAAAACUGUGCAUCUUGUUGCUACAUACCACACAAUCUUAUAUCAUAAAAAUGCAACUGCCUGAUUUCUCAGCUGAAUGACUCACCUAAUUAUUUAUUUUGAUAGAUGGAACCUGAAUAUGGCAAGUGCCUUUUGGAAUGAAGCAUGCAGAUGCAGAAACUAUAUUAAUUUUAGUUUUUUGGGGGUAGAAUCUCCUCAACUUCUCCUCUCUCUGCCUUAAAACUGUCCUUAAAAUGUCCCCAAACUGUAAAGUUAAGUGGAAAGUAGUGAGGAAAAACAGAUUUCCUCAAAUUAUUUGGCUUGAUUUGAUUUAAUUUCUCUGGCUAGAGAAUUCUAGCAGAAUUUAUCUCUGUGUGAGCAAAUUUUCUCCUGCUGAGCCAAAGUGCAGGCACAGAUAUUUUGCAUGCACAGGCUUAUAGCAGACAUACGGUGCAAUUUCUCUCACUGAAAUAUUCAGAUAUUGUCGGUUACUUUAGAUUACAGCUAACAUAGAACCAUUUAAACUUAUCAUUUCCAAAGUCCUCCCCUACGUCUGGAAAAAGAUGCCCACAUGUAUAAAAAGGCCAGCCAGUGAUGGGUGUACUGGUAGAGAAGUCACAAGUUUGAAAAUUCACUUAAACUAUUUUCACUGUAUGUGAUGAAUUUAUAACUAUCAGCUUAAUUGGGAAGAACAAAUUAAAUGGAUAACUCCCUUCUAACAGGCAUAGUUAGCAGAAAUAAUUGAAUUACUUGAGUCAUCAUGUUGUAACUCAUGACAGUGACGAAUGUGCUUACAUUUAAUGAAACAUGCAAGUGUCUGUGUUUUAGAACAGCAUGAAAACACCAUUUACCUGAAGCCAUUUCUGUGACUAACGUUAUUUUUCCUACUUGUGCAUGUGGCCACUUGUUAGUUAUAAAUCCUUAAGCUCAAACAUGAUGGUAAUAAGAAGAGGAGGCAGGACUGUUAAGACAUAUCAGUCAGUCUGGACAGUUCAGCUGUGGUCUGGUUGUUGCAGAUAUAUAGAUGCAAUCUAUGAAAGUCCUCCCCACAUGAUACACCUUAAGAAAGCUACUUUGUUAACACUCUUUCAGCCUGCGGCUCGUGCAUAGUACAGGAACUACACACAGACUAACAGUACCGUCACAGAGCUAAGAGGGUGACUGAGGUUGGCGUCUCCAGAAUAAGCUACGGCUAGCUUGGCUUUCUGUUCAGGGUCUGGCCAGGGCAAUCUUUAAAAAACAAAACAAAACAAACAAAAAAACAGGGUGCAGCUUUUAAAUUCUUUGUGUUUUAAAAAUGUUCUGGUGAUUUCUCACAAAGCGGGUCCAAAGCUUGUAUCGGAUCCUACACCACAAAAUACACAUAAAUGUUACAGUUUUUCUACAGGGCAUUUUGAACCAUGUAAACACACUCUUCUGUCCGUAUCUUGACAUGUUCCUGAUCACUGAAUAGAAAUAUUGACACAUAAUAAUGUCUUUUUUUUUCUUUCUGAAUGUGAACUGUUGAUCUUUUUUAUAAGACAUCCCUCCAGACAAUUCUGUUGUGAUAAAAGGUGCUUUUGGUCCUGGUUAAUGCGCCUGAAAUAGAAGAAUCUAACACACAAACAGCUGGGUUGUCAGCACUGAAUGUAGAAAUGAAUGGUUUCACAGUGAAGCAUGCCAUUGCGACUCUGCUCAUCAGUGUGUGUGUUCUUAAAAUUAACCAGCAUUCAGCACAAAUGCUCAUUUAAUGAUCAGGCAUCUGUACUGACUUUCUAGUACAUGUCCGUAAGACUUUUGUGCGAUUGCUUUGAAGAAUGUUGUUGGAGAGUCGGCAUAGUUGUGGGUUUGGAAGUUGUUCAUGUGUUUAUUGAUGUUCAGUCACAUUAACCACUGAAUAAGAAAAGUCAACUAUCAAUCCUGCUCCUAAUUUUUGUCAAGAAGAUCUUGAUGUGAUCUCUUGUGUUUUCAAGAUUCGUAAAAAUUAAUGUAUUUCAGCCAUUUAUUUAUAAUCUGAGGAUGACUGGUUUGUCAUUUAGCCAUAAUUUUAUUGCCAAUAUGAAAAAAAAAUGACUACAUGUCACAUGUUAGGAUAUGUCUUGUACUAUAAAUCUUUGGACUCAGUACUAGUGAUCCCCAACUUGUUGAUUUUCACCUCUUUCUCUCAAGUUAUAUUGUAAAUAAUAACAAUCCAACAAUGCAAUAAUAUUUUAUUGCACUCAGACAGGGAGGCAAGCUACUGCAAGGGUCAGAUGAUGCUAAAAUGUUUUAAAGUGUUCAAUGUAGAACUCUAUGAUGACUGAAACCCUGUAUAGCUCAUCUGAAUCAGGUGAUGUUGUUCUUCAGUUUUUUUCCGACUCCUUCUCUCUUGUUUCUUUUACUCUGUGCUGUUUUAAUGAAUCAUUCUUUUGACAUUGUCAGGUUGGAAAAAAGAAAAAAAAAAAGAAACUAUCUGUUUCACGCUGAUCUCAAGCUUCAGCCUAUAGCGUUUCAAGUAAAAGUCAAAACAAAUGCAAAUUAAAAAGAAAAAAAAUACUGAAAGCUGUUACUGUAAACACAACAUUUUAAAGGAACUGUGUAUGUACAAAUAGUAUAUGUAUGUGAUUGAAAAUAAACAAAACCUUUGAUCUUG